AUGGCUGAUGAUCAGCCCGCCGCAUCAACAGCACCAGGUACAGAUGAGCAGCAACAAGAACCCGCUCAUGAUCCGCUGAGCUGGCGAGCCAAGUGCAGCCAGCAGUACCGGGAGAGUAUGAUACAGUGGGUGUGGAAGGUGCUGCACCCGAAUGUUCAGCAACAUUUGAAGAUGGUCACGGACCCCCAACUCGUCUCAGACCGCAACAAACUACAAGAAUACGAAAUCCGGCUCUUCGAUGAUUCCGCGUCCUUGGCUGACUACCGCGCAGCGCUCAAGCGAUAUCGAGAUAUUUAUAAGCCUGGGACGAAGCAGAUGGCUGGCCGACGCGCGGCUAAUGAACCACGAGCGCAAGCCGCAAAAACCCAGAGCACGGCGGUUCCGAGGAAACGCGAGACUCCGGUGGACACGGCGGUGCAGGCAGUGCCGGCCAAGAUGAACUACGGCUCGCCCGGCUUCGACGGCCAGUACAGCCGACGUGCCAGCCAGGAUAUUCCGCCAGGCUACGACCAACCAGCCCACAGGAAUCCUAUUUACGCGAAUCACAUGCAAAUGCACAUGCAAACCCACGGCGGCUACGCAACCCCCGGCUACGCCCCUCAACCCCAAGCCGUUCAGCACGCGGACGACGGAGAUGAACAGGCCGACCAGGAGGUGCUCAGCUUCACCACGCCGCAAUACGCUCGACGCCCUCAAGCCGUACAGUACUCCCCGAGAGUGCGCGGCGAUCAGCACCCGCCCGGCUACCACUGGCCCCCCGCCGCCCAGGAGAUGCACGUUGGAUAUGACCACCGUCGUCAUCGACAGGUUCAGCAACAGCAGCCGAUGCUGAUGUCGCCCCGAUUUUCCGGCCAGAUGGUCAUGCAAGUAUCGCCUGCCGCCCCGCAAGAGAUGCAUUUUUACGACGUCGCCCGUCAGCAACCGGUUCAGCACCGGCGCAGAUCAUCUCCACCCCCACCACCCCAUCGAGUCGUCCAGAGCACGAUGGAGCAGCGCCGCGAGGUGUCGAGCAUUAGCCCCCUGGCCAGCGCGUACAAAGACUGGUUCCGGCUGGACAUGACCGCCACCAGCUACACCACCAUGGUCACCUUCAUCGCGAAGAGCAUCUACGAGAUGGUCACCUGCGUCGAGGAGAGCGACGCGAAGACGGGCAGAAGGUGCAUGACGCUGGGGCUGAAGGUCGAGGAACGCGCCUAUGACAUGGCCGAAUCGACGAUGGACUACUUGGACAUCACCACAGGCUGGUUGAACGUCAUCAAGGAGUGGAUCUGCGUCGGCAAGAAGGUCACCGCUGACGACUUGAAGGAGAUUGAAAGCGAAGUUUGGAAGAGGAUGGAAUUUGAAGAAAAUGAAGGAGAUGAGCAAGAGGAAGAAGAUGAGGAUGAGCUCCUGGCUGAACAGCUUGAGCGCAGGCUACAAGAAGGGGAUGACCAGCAGAACGGAGAGGAAGAAGAGGAGGAAGAGCAGGAAGAGCACGAAGUAGUAGAUGAGCAAGAAGGGGAAGAAGAUCAGGAGCACGAGGUAGAUGAACAAGAAGAAGGAGAGGAAGAAGAUGAAGACGAAGAUGAGCAAGACGAGGAAGAAGACGAAGAAGAUGAAGGAUUCGACGACGAAGAAGCCGAGGAAGUCACCGAAGAAGAGCUUGCCGCCGAACUCGCCGAAGUUGAGCAAGGAGAACGAGAAGAACGUGAAGCUUCAUCGGAAGUGCCGGCGAAAAAGCCGAAAAGCGCAAUUGGUGCGCUAAUCGGAAGCGUCAUCAAGCUGGCCAAGGCCGCCAAGGCCAAGGAGGCUACUACCGUAACCCAGCCAGCCACCUCGACGAAGCCG
This is a messenger RNA of Mesorhabditis spiculigera, 1827 nucleotides long. Lineage: Eukaryota; Metazoa; Nematoda; Chromadorea; Rhabditida; Rhabditidae. The record is from the annotation of a GenBank genome assembly.